GGAGGGCCCCUGGCGUGCUGCGUCGUUACUUUUGAAACGACUGGCGGGGAACUUCCGUUGGAGGCUGUGGCGUCGCCGUCCGCCGGGCAGCAGCGCGCUCCCUCGUCCCUAGGCCUGGCCAUGGCGCUGCAGCUCUCCCGGGAGCAAGGCAUCACCCUGCGCGGGAGCGCCGAAAUCGUGGCCGAGUUCUUCUCAUUUGGCAUCAACAGCAUUUUAUAUCAGCGUGGCAUAUAUCCAUCUGAAACCUUUACCAGAGUGCAGAAAUACGGACUCACCUUGCUUGUAACAACUGAUCCUGAGCUCAUGAAAUACCUAAAUAAUGUAGUGGAACAACUGAAAGAUUGGUUAUACAAGUGUUCAGUUCAGAAACUGGUGGUAGUCAUCUCAAAUAUUGAAAGCGGUGAAGUCCUUGAAAGGUGGCAGUUUGAUAUUGAGUGCGACAAGACUGCAAAAGAUGACAACACACCCAGAGAAAAGUCUCAGAAGGCUAUCCAGGAUGAGAUCCGCUCCGUAAUCCGACAGAUCACAGCUACCGUGACGUUUCUGCCACUGUUGGAAGUCUCUUGUUCAUUUGACCUACUGAUUUAUACAGACAAAGAUUUGGUUGUACCUGAAAAAUGGGAAGAGUCGGGACCACAGUUUAUUACCAAUUCUGAGGAAGUCCGUCUUCGUUCAUUUACUACUACUAUCCACAAAGUAAAUAGCAUGGUGGCCUAUAAAAUUCCCACGAAUGACUGAGGAUGAGAUAAGGACAGUGAUGUACUUGUAGUUCUCAGAUGCAGUUUUCCUGAAACCAAGUCAACUAUAGUUGAUAAAUUUUGUUUCACUGGUUAAUUUUUAGACUGGGAAAACUUAACAUUAUACAUCUAUUGAACUGUGCAUAAUUGUUCCAUUUUUUUGUUACCUGUAUGACUUUAUACAGGGUUGGCAUAAAUUAUUGCAUGUUGUUCAAAAGGGAACUAGCAGAUCACAUCAGCAUUGUUGUCAAUUCCUUGAAAGUGGUAACUGUAGAUGGAUAACUUUUGCCAUAAAGCUAAAUGCCUUCUUAAAUCAGACCUUUUGGUCAAGUACUUUGACUCUGGAAUAUAGGCAGGGAGAUAUUAAAUGUAAAAUACAGUAAAAGAAGUCUGAAUAUUGAGAGUCUUUGUUUAGAUUCUGAAAUUAUCUAAUGAUAAUCUGCAAGUAAUGAAAAAUUGCUCAUAAUAGGUCUCUGCCAUUUAUUUUAUUUGUAUAUUUUCCAUAUUGAAAACAUUUCCAAUUAUUUGAUUUUAAUUUGUUGUAGAACUCGAACCUACAAAGCUAUGUAUAUUGCCACUGUUUAAAUUCCUGUGAUACAGAACUCUUAAAUUUUUUUUAUGUUUUAUAAAAUCAAGCUUUAAAUCAUGGUGAAAUAAAGUUAAAUAUGUAUGUUUAAAA
This is a messenger RNA of Canis lupus familiaris (dog), 1416 nucleotides long. It is a transcript of the gene MAD2L1, whose product is annotated as mitotic arrest deficient 2 like 1. The transcript has 5 exons. Bases 121 to 738 code for a protein of 205 amino acids. Gene Ontology annotation, biological process: mitotic spindle assembly checkpoint signaling. Gene Ontology annotation, cellular component: kinetochore; nucleoplasm; cytoplasm. The record is from RefSeq and is a predicted model, not a curated record. NCBI's taxonomy places the organism in Eukaryota, Metazoa, Chordata, Mammalia, Carnivora, Canidae.